This is a messenger RNA of Acyrthosiphon pisum (pea aphid), 299 nucleotides long. RefSeq lists its product as uncharacterized. Lineage: Eukaryota; Metazoa; Arthropoda; Insecta; Hemiptera; Aphididae. The record is from RefSeq and is a predicted model, not a curated record. Bases 75 to 299 code for a protein of 74 amino acids. The transcript has a single exon.
UUAAGACGGGUUUAUUUUUUAAUAAUUUAAUUAUUUUCAUUUAAAUAUUUAAUUUUGAAUAAUAUUUUUACAUAAUGGCAACAGACAAAUUUAAAAAGAGUGUUUAUAAAUACUGCUUUGUACCACUUUGUAAAAACACAAGUGUAAGUACACCAGAUAAAAUAUUCUUAAAUGUGCCCGAGUCCAAAAAUUUAAGAAGAAACUGGUUGAAAGCUGCAAGACGUGACAAUAAAGAUGUUUCUGAUAAAUCCCACUUAUCUUGCUGCGAAGAUCAUUUUGAUGUACGUACAAAUAUGUAA